Messenger RNA from Haemonchus placei, 1068 nucleotides. Lineage: Eukaryota; Metazoa; Nematoda; Chromadorea; Rhabditida; Trichostrongylidae. The record is from the annotation of a GenBank genome assembly.
GGUUUAAACUCAUUGUUCCGAGGAGUUGUUCCUAGUAGAUUAAGGUACUCCAAAAAAACGAAUAGGGAAAAAGAAUUCGAACGCGGGGUCAUUAACUCAAGAAAACAACUGAGAAAACGCCGUCCGCUCACAGCUCAAGUAAGAUCUCUACGAGAACCAGAGGUGGUCGCGUUGGCUCUCUCAGAGUCUCUCGAUCUUCAUGGCAUAUCAACGGAUCCGUCUAUAUCAAAUAUGUUCGACAUUACUUACAUUGACGAAGAUUCGGAAGAUACCAUCCAUCUAGUCAAGAAGCUCGAGUAUACCAUCAAUCCUACUCAAAUCAAUGAAAUUUUCGUAUUUCAAGAUGGCGUCGUCGUUUUCUGGAACGUUAGUCACCGAGCUCAUGCAAUACGUGAUUUUGAACGUUACAUGGAAGGUCCUUAUGAGUCGUCAGUAACGAUCGAAGAACAGGAUACAAUGCCACUUAUUUUUAGGCGCGACACCACCAUCAAACAUGAUCGUUUCAUUUUGAGUGGAGAGAAACAUGGCAGUGAACAUCGAAAUUUUGAUAGCGUAUUGGAGCGAUUUUCAUUGAGUCAAGCCUUCGCUGCUUCAGUAAAGGUAGGAGUAUGGGAAACACUGCUGAAUGAUCUUGCUGAACCUUUAUCGGGUACCACGAAGGCUCUCAAGCAAGGAAUCAUACCGUGGAGUCGGAAAAAGGCUCUCAUGAAAUCCGGAGAGUUCGCUGCCCUCCGGCAUUCCAUCAACCUUGAUUGCACUUUACUAAACCGUGACUUUUACUGGGAUCGCUCACAAAUCGAGCAAUACUACCUCAUGUCCGCUCGACAUUUCACACUCGGACGGCGAAUAAGUGGCUUGAACAGACGCUUGGAUUAUUGCGAAGAGUUAGUGAAGAUGGUAGACAAUAUGCUCGCUCUGCGGCAUGCCUCGACACUCGAGUGGAUGAUAAUCGUUCUUAUCGUAAUCGAAGUGAUCUUUGAUCUUCUACAUUACGCUGAUUCUUCUCCCACGAAAGUUAUAGUGGUAAAGGAGUCAUUAGAUACUACAAGUCCUUCCAGUGCUCAAUAA